CUUUUUUCAGCUUAUUUUUUCAAGCAUUGUCAGACCCACUUGCUCACCAGCUUUGCACUUUGUUGAGGUCCCCUGCAGGUUUUUUUAGGUUUUGGCUACUUAAGAGACCAACCUUAAAUCAAGGCGUUUCUAAGAAGGUGUGUGUUUUACAAAUGAAAAAGAUCGCACAAGGACAGGGCGGUCCUGGUGCUGUCUAACCCGUUCUUCUGGAUGAUUGCAAGCAUUUAACAGGCAGAGUCCUCUCAUCCCAACAAAGCAGCAUUGAUACACUGAAGAGUGGACAUCUCUGGCAGCAGUACUUGUUUCUAGCCUAAAUCCGCCUCAUUUGUUCACCUGCGUAACAUCCAUUACAGGGUUAAAUUUUCCUGACAUGUGAGCAUAAAUAUAUGCAAGAAUAAAAUGAGUGGGGUAAGCAAGAGUGCAAGUGUUUCUGGAAACCUGGAUUUGGAUGACUCCAGGAAAGGACUCUCCAUUACAGGGAAUGCAGAUGACACAAUUGCUGCAAAAAGUGGCCUAAAAGUUGAGGAUGAUAUUGUCGCAGCCACAAUAAAUCUAGGCAACCUUGACAAAAAGGAUGUGCAGAAUAUCCUGGAGACCUUAAAGCCAUAUAGAAACAAUAUGAAGGUUCUGACGAAGAAGGACCUUAGUGCUGGUGUUGACCUUGACUUAUUUGGACUGGGUCUCAAAGACCAUACAGAGGGGCGCCUAAAGAAGGGUCUUUCACUGGAUGCAUCAGCUGACCCACCAGCUCUUUCCUUUAAUGGCCUUAGUGGACAGCUAAAUGCUAAACAUGGGAUGGGUGAUGCAAUAAAUCUCCCCACUCUCAACGGGGACCUCCCCAAUCUCUGUUUAAAUAAGCCAACGGGUAAUGCAGGUGCUACAGUGACAAUGCCGUCCAUAGGACUACCAGGAUCAAAUAUAAAAGCAAAUUCAGAUGGCUCUAUUAAAGCUCCUGAUGUCAGUGCGUCACAUCCACAAGUCAAGAUGGCAAACGCCUCUUUGACAGUUGAUAAACCAGACUUGAAAACAGGCAAUGUCCAGGCUCCACAGUUCACAAUGCCAGACUUAAACCUGCCACAUAUUGAAGCACCAAAAACAGAAAUGGACACGUCUCGUGACAUGGAUCUUCCAGAUUUGCAUUUGAAUGGGCCAAAACUGGAUUUGAAUGAUCCAGAUAUAAAAUUAGAAACCCCCAAUGCCAGUAUUGAGGCAUCCUCAGGCAAAGUCAAAUGGCCACAUUCCAAAUUGAAAAGUCCAAAAGUUAAAAGGCCAGAUGCUGACAUAUCAGUACCUAAUGUCAAGGUUCCCAAAACAAAGUUUGAUAGUGAUUUAAGCGGGCCAGACGUCGAUAUUAACUUGCCCAAAGCAGACAUCAAAGGCCCUGAGGUAGAUGUUAAAACCCCUGAUCUUGACAUUGAUUCCCCAUCUGGUAAAAUCAACUGGCCCCACAGGAAGUGGAAGAAACCAAAAUUUCAUGGCUCAAAGGGUAGUCUGGAUAUAGAUGCAAAUGUCGAUACACCAGACGUUGACCUUUCUGUUCCAAAGGUGAGUGGGGAGGUUGAUGCCCCAAAUGAUGAUUUAAAUUUGCCAAAGGCAGAUCUUAAUGGCCCAGACCUUGAUGUAGACGUUCCAUCUGGUAAAAUCAACUGGCCUCAUUUGAAAUGGAAUAAGCCUAAACUUCAAUUGCCAAAAAAAGACUUGGGCAUAGAUCCAAACACACCCGAUUUAAAUCUUACAGCUCCAAAGAUUGAGGGUGAUUUUAAUGUUCCAAAAGCUGAAGUUAAUCUACCCAAAGCUGACCUCACAGCUCCUGAAGUACACAUUCAAGCCCCAGAUCUUGAUGCUCCCUCAGGAAAAAUCAACUGGCCUCAUCAGAAAUGGAAAAAACCCAAACUUCAUGGCCCAAAAGCUGAAGUGGAUGGAAGUUUGAAUGCACCAGAAGUUAAUCUUUCAGCUCCAAAGAUUGAUGGUAAAAUUAACUCAACAGAUAUUGAUCUGAGUUCACCCAAAGCUGAUGUUGAAAAACCAGACAUAGACAUUGAGUCUCCAUCUGGAAAGAUCAAAACAACAACUUUCAAAAAGCCAAAAUGGUCAAUCUCUCAACCGAAGAUAAAAGGUCCGGAUGUUGAUUUAGAUGCUGAUGUUUCUGUCCCUGAUCUCAGUCUCGCAGCUCCAAAGAUUGACGGUAAAAUUAACUCACCGGAUAUUGAUCUGAAUUUACCCAAAGCUGAUGUUGGAAAACCAGACAUAGACAUUGAGUCUCCAUCUGGAAAGAUCAAAACAACAACUUUCAAAAAGCCAAAGUGGUCAAUCUUUCAACCGAAGAUAAAAGGUCCUGAUGUUGAUUUAGAUGCUGAUGUUUCUGUCCCUGAUCUCAGUCUCGCAGCUCCAAAGAUUGACGGUAAAAUUAACUCACCGGAUAUUGAUCUGAAUUUACCCAAAGCUGAUGUUGGAAAACCAGACAUAGACAUUGAGUCUCCAUCUGGAAAAAUCAAAACAACAACUUUCAAAAAGCCAAAGUGGUCAAUCUCUCAACCGAAGAUAAAAGGUCCUGAUGUUGAUUUAGAUGCUGAUGUUUCUGUCCCUGAUCUCAGUCUCGCAGCUCCAAAGAUUGACGGUAAAAUUAACUCACCGGAUAUUGAUCUGAAUUUACCCAAAGCUGAUGUUGGAAAACCAGACAUAGACAUUGAGUCUCCAUCUGGAAAGAUCAAAACAACAACUUUCAAAAAGCCAAAGUGGUCAAUCUCUCAACCGAAGAUAAAAGGUCCUGAUGUUGAUUUAGAUGCUGAUGUUUCUGUCCCUGAUCUCAGUCUCGCAGCUCCAAAGAUUGACUGUAAAAUUAACUCACCGGAUAUUGAUCUGAAUUUACCCAAAGCUGAUGUUGGAAAACCAGACAUAGACAUUGAGUCUCCAUCUGGAAAGAUCAAAACAACAACUUUCAAAAAGCCAAAGUGGUCAAUCUCUCAACCGAAGAUAAAAGGUCCUGAUGUUGAUUUAGAUGCUGAUGUUUCUGCCCCUGAUCUCAAUCUUUCAGCUCCAAAGGUGUCUGGUGAAAUAGACACACCAGAUGUCAGUCUGAAGGCACCCAAGGCAGAACUCCAAAGGCCCAAGAUAGAUGUUAAUGCUCCAGAUGUUGAUGUUGGCAACCCAUCUGGAAAAUUCAAAUGGUUCACUUUAAAAAAAAACAAAUCUGUACCAAAGGCUGACAUUAACCUUGACACUAAUGUCAAGGUACCAGAUGUUAACCUCAAAGGGCCUAAGGUGAAUUUGAAUGCACCAGAUGUUAAUGUGUCUGCACCGAAAGUCAGUAGUGGUCUAGAUGUUGACUUGGAUGCCAAAGUUUCUGCACCUAAUUUGAAUUUUGCUCCAAAGAUUGAUGGUCAGAUAAGCGGGUCAGAUGUCGAUCUAAAAGCACCCAGAGCAGAAAUGGAGGGCCCCAAGAUGGAUGUUAAUGCUCCAGAGGUUGAUGUUGAAAGUCCCUCUGGAAAAUUCAACUGGUUUCCUUUAAAAAAAAAAAAAACUGGCACACUGAAAGGACCAAACGUUAAGCUUGAAACUGAUGUGAAUGUCCCAGAAGUUAACCUUAAAGGACCCAAGGUAGAUUUGACCACACCAGAUGUUAAUUUAUCAAAGCCAGAAAUUGGUGCUGCAAUUGAGACUCCAGACCUCAGCAUCAGCACACCUGAUAUCAAAGCACCAGAUGUGGAACUUAAUGGCCCACAUGUUGCCCUACAACCAGCUGAUGCAAAGAUAAAGUUACCUAAAAUUAAAUUACCAAAACCCAAAGGUCCAAAGGUGAAAGAGCCAGAAUUGGAUGUGAAUUUCAGACCACCAAAGCUGGAUACCAAUCUUGACUUGGCAAAAGUUAAUGUUGAUACACCGAAGGUACAUCUGAAAGACCCAGAGAUUGAAACUGGUCUUGAUGUACAGGAUUUUGACAUCAAUUUACCAAAAGCUGAUCUCAAGGGCCUAGAUGCAGAUGCUCAAAUGCCAGAGUUGGAUGCCACGGGUGGAAAAUUGAAGCAACCCAAAAUGAAAUGGCCAAAGUUUGACAUCUCGGGAGCUAAAGUUACAGAACCUAAUUUUGACUUUGAUGCAAAAAGUCCAAAUCUUGAUCUGUCUCUUCCAGAUGUGGAUACAAAGGUACCCAAAGCAGAUCCUACUGCACCUAAUGUGAAUCUAGAAGGACCACAUUUAAGUCUUCCAGCUCCCAAAAUUGAAUGUGGUCUUAGUGUUCCAAAAGUUGAUGGCAAAAAAGUUGAACCAGAUUUUGAUCUUUCAUCCCCCAAAACUAACCUAGCAUUUCCAGACAUUAAUAUUGCAACUGAAGAUCUUAAAGGCUCAGGCGUGGGAAUUUACUUGGAAACAAGGGAUUCAAAAGACGGCAAUCCGGAUCUAAGAAAUGCAGAGCUCAACUUAUCUGGACCAAAAAUGAAGGGAACCCUAUCCAGACCAAACAUUGAUACCAAGUUGCAAAAGACUGAACUGGAAGCCCCUAAUGUCACAAUGAAACUUCCAAAUUUGGAUAUUAACCCACCAAAAGCAAACCUUGAAACACCUGAUGGGCAGCUAAAAACACCAGAUCUAGAUGUAGAUGCACACCUUGGAGACUUUAAAAUGCCUCAUUUCAAGGUUCCAGCACUUGAUCUUUCAAGUCCUAAUGCAGAAAUUCCCAAUGUUAAUGCCCCAGGGAAGGCUGGAAUUAAGGCACCUGAAGUUAAAGUUGGCAGUCUUCCAGCUGAUUCAAGCUUUUCUGUUCCUGUGGAACUGAAUCCAACAAAGGCAGAAGGACCCAAAGUUGACAUUAAAGCUCCAGAUCUAGAUACUAAUGUUGAGAACCUCAAGUUCCCACAUAUCAAGCUUCCGAAAUUCAGCUUUUCAGGAUCUAAAUUAAAAUCUGGAGAGGUCAAUGCCAGUACAAAUGCUGAAGAUCAUGAUGAUGUUGACUCUAACCAUUAUGAGACAGAUGUUCCUUUAUUCAAAAUCCACAGACUGCCAACACGAACCAUUGAUGGCAUUGGUGAAAUUCCUGAUGUAAUUGGCUUAUCAAAACGUGACCAUGGGGAAAAUGACUUUGUUUUAAGCAAAGGGGUCAGACUGCCAAUAAGUAAUACAUCAUCAAAAAUAAUUGGCAAGAUUGACAUUAUGGAGAGAUUGAAAUUGGCAAAGGAAAAAACGGCCAGCGCCUCAGAAAUGAAUGAGAGAACUGAUGAGCUGAAACCUGCCACUCCAGGUGACGAUGCCUCUGCAGAAACAGGAGAGUCCUCACUAGAGAGAGGAGGUACUUUCAAGAUAGAACAGCCAGAGUCUGCAACGAGUUCAGCAGAUGAAAAUCAAAAAAUGUCCCUGGGCCUCUCUAAUAUGCUUGGUCUUAGCAUUGCUGAUCCAAAUGCUGUCUGAUUAUUUGUUUAAAAACUAGCUUUCAAAUCUAAAGUGUGUGUGUACCUGUACUUGAACCAAAUCCACAUCUGUUUGUAGUCAGCGAAUAUAAUCUAGGAUGUUUUUUCAAUACGCUAUGUUUAUAUUCCUGUUAUUUAUACAAGCUUUUCUUAGCUUUUUUUUUUGCAAUAUAUUAUACCUAGUAAACUGUAUAUGAUCAAAGUAAUCUACAGAAGUGAGUACUUUACCGUUUUACCGUUUAACUUUUUAAAUAUGUAAAUUUCUGAAUGUAUUUGCCAUUAUUGCUCAAUAAAUCACUGAAAGCCUUCAA
Molecule: messenger RNA, 5710 nt
Organism: Girardinichthys multiradiatus
Lineage: Eukaryota; Metazoa; Chordata; Actinopteri; Cyprinodontiformes; Goodeidae
Product: neuroblast differentiation-associated protein AHNAK
Exons: 7
Coding region: 400-5400 (1666 amino acids)
Biological process (GO): regulation of RNA splicing
Cellular component (GO): nucleus; cytoplasm
Source: RefSeq, a predicted model, not a curated record